AUGCGCGGGCCCGCCCAACCGUCCCGGCGCGGCGCGGUUUGAAGUCGUGAGGGGAGCGCGGCCGCCAUGGACGGGCGGCUCUCCCGCAUCCCCGUGCACUCCCGGUUCCAUCGCCCCGAGCCGUCCGCAGAAUUGCAAAUGAAUUUUCCUUCAAAGAGAAAAUGUGUCAGCAAAACAUCAGAGCCAGAGCUCAGCGUGGUUCCCAAUCUUCACUUUGCCUCAAACGUUCCAGCAGACAGUGUCUUGAAGCCAGCAAACCAAGGGCUGCCUAAGUUUGACAAGAAAGUGGAGCCAGUUUCAAAGAAGACAGUGGCCAGACGCCCUCUCAGCAGAUACCAACUAGAAGCAGAGCUGAAAACCAAGAAUCAGUUGGUGGAAACACUCAAACAACAACUAGCAAGAAGAGAGGGCACCCUUAAGUUAAGGGAGUUAAAGAAGGAGAACGAGAGCCUGGUCCAUGAAGUUGAGAAGCUCAAGGAAAUUCAGGAGACCUGCAUGAUGAUUUUAGAAAGCAGAAACAUCAAUCCUGGUAGCCACAUGGAGGAGGAAAAAGAGAUGCGUGCUUGCCGGGAAAAGACAACAAUGCUAACUAAGAAGGCCACAGAAGAAUUGAUGCUAUUUUGUCACAGAGCUGCAAAAGAGAAGGAGAUGCUUGAGACAGCCAUGGCCAAGUGGAGAUCAGCACAAGAGGAGAACCAGCAUGCCCUGGAGAAGCACUCCGACUUCCAAGCUCAACUUAAGGAAUGGAAAACCAUGCUUGAAGGGCUGGAGAAGCUCCUGGCAAUACAGACCAUGACAAAGUUCUGCCAAGAGCAUUUGGCUCCAAAGGCCCAACAGAUUGACCAGGAAAAUGAAUUCAAAGGCAUGCGGGACUUUUGGAAGAAACUUGGAGAAUUAGGAGUUCUGGGAAUCACAGCCCCUGCGGAAUAUGGUGGAUCUGCCCUGGGAUACCUGGACCACGUGCUGGUGAUGGAGGAGAUCUCGCGUGCCUCAGCGUCCGUGGGGCUCAGCUACGGGGCCCACUCCAACCUGUGCAUCAACCAGCUCGUGCGCAACGGCAACGAGGCCCAGAAGCACAAGUACCUGCCCAAGCUAAUCAGCGGGGAGCACAUUGGAGCCUUAGCCAUGAGCGAGCCAAAUGCUGGCUCUGAUGUUGUGUCUAUGAAGCUGAAAGCAGACAAGAAAGGAGACUUCUUUGUUUUGAAUGGGAACAAAUUCUGGAUCACCAACGGGCCGGAUGCGGACGUUCUCAUCGUCUACGCUAAAACUGACAUGAACGCUGUCCCGGCCUCCCAAGGCAUAACCGCCUUCAUCGUGGAGAGGGGAAUGCCAGGUUUCAGGACAGCCCAGAAGCUGGAUAAGCUGGGAAUGAGAGGGUCUAAUACCUGUGAAUUGAUCUUUGAAGACUGCAAGGUCCCCGCUGAAAAUGUCUUGGGGACACUGAGCAAAGGAGUCUAUGUUCUAAUGAGUGGAUUGGACCUGGAGAGGCUCGUGCUGUCCGGGGGUCCCCUGGGGCUCAUGCAAGCUGUUCUUGACCACGCAAUUCCAUACCUGCAUGUCAGAGAAGCAUUUGGACAGAAAAUUGGUCACUUCCAGCUCAUGCAGGGCAAGAUGGCAGAUAUGUACACACGGCUCAUGGCCUGCCGGCAGUACGUCUACAAUGUGGCCAAAGCCUGUGACCAGGGCCACUUCAACGCCAAGGACUGUGCCGGAGUGAUCCUGUACUCAGCAGAGUGUGCGACGCAGGUGGCCCUGGAUGGAAUCCAGUGCCUGGGUGGGAACGGUUACAUCAAUGACUACCCCAUGGGGCGCUUCCUGCGCGACGCCAAGCUCUACGAGAUCGGGGCGGGCACCAGCGAGGUGCGCAGGCUCGUCAUCGGCAGGGCCUUCAACGCCACCUUCAAGUAGCACUGCCAGUCCAGAGGCAGCACCAUGACCACCACGAGGCCUUGACCGUGAGGCUGGAGCGCACAACUCGGCUUCUUCCUGCCUGCCAUUCCAGCUUCGUCACUCUGCCUGCUCUGGGAACAGCUGCUGCUGGACUGGGCUUGGACAAAAUGAAUCAGAGGGUACAUGGAAGAAGAAGUGUUUUUUCUCUUUUGUGAUCAUCCUGAUUCAUGGUGUUCAUGAGCUGUUGAUUCUCAGUUUUGCAAGGCAGACGUUCAUCCCCCCCACCAGGCAGGCUGGCAAGGGGUGUGCAGCCACUCCUGCACCCAGGAAGUCAACCCAAACCCACCAAAAUGGACAAUGAGGGAACAACUUUGUUCUUACCAAAAAGCUCUGCGUGCCAUUAAACAGUUAGAAUUUACCAUAUUGCCAUUUGAAGGUGAAACUUCCUGCUGUGACCUUCCAGUGGGAUAAAUACCUUCCAUCCUGGGAACUCGACACCAACCACAUUGUGGGGUUGCUGUCAUGAACGCUUAAAGUCAUCUGUGCACAAACAGCGUUUUAGGUGCUGAUUCCUAAAACCUCCUUAAAUCCCAUGUGUGUUGCUUUGCAGAAUUCCUUUCCUAUUUGCAGCAUUCUGGCUGUUUCUGGAGUUAUUUGGGUGCAGGCCCAAGUCCUCGCUGUGCUGACUGCUCCCACCAGGUCAUUCUCUCAGAGUUGUCACCAUCCAUCACUCUGGGGACAAGUUAACACAUCAGAGCUGUGUUGUGACUUCUGUGAAUGAAGCAGGCAGAAAGAGCUGACUUCUUUGGGGUUUGGUUCCCUCUGAAGGUUGUUGUUUUGGCCAAGCCUGUCCGCACACUCCAACUCUGGGCAGCUGAGCAAUGUGUUUGUGAGUGAUCUCAGUGCAUCUUGUAUCCAGCAAAUGGGGGCUUUAUCCAGCUUUUUAAAGGAAAUUGCUCAGCAUCCUGCCAGCCUUUAAGUGUGAAUCACUAAUUCAAAUGAGCUGCUGGAAAUGUGAUUGAACAUUAAUUAAACAGUUGCCAUGUAGGCAGCUCCCAGCAGUUUUAACAAAA
Messenger RNA from Passer domesticus (house sparrow), 2963 nucleotides. Its product is annotated as isovaleryl-CoA dehydrogenase, mitochondrial. Gene Ontology annotation, cellular component: mitochondrion. The coding region runs from base 67 to 1908 and encodes 613 amino acids. The record is from RefSeq and is a predicted model, not a curated record. NCBI's taxonomy places the organism in Eukaryota, Metazoa, Chordata, Aves, Passeriformes, Passeridae. Gene Ontology annotation, molecular function: flavin adenine dinucleotide binding; 3-methylbutanoyl-CoA dehydrogenase activity. Gene Ontology annotation, biological process: L-leucine catabolic process. The transcript is spliced from 19 exons.